Molecule: messenger RNA, 689 nt
Organism: Lytechinus variegatus (green sea urchin)
Lineage: Eukaryota; Metazoa; Echinodermata; Echinoidea; Temnopleuroida; Toxopneustidae
Exons: 3
Coding region: 45-689 (214 amino acids)
Source: RefSeq, a predicted model, not a curated record
GCGGAGGAGUUGUUUCAGGACAAUAUUAGGCCUACGUUAGCCCCAUGGAUGAGUUAUUCCCGAGGGCCGUGGAUUCGAGGCCAGAGGUGUUCAAAAUGGAUCAGGACCUAGCGUCUGCUGCUAAUGAGAGCCCUUACGACAAAGCUGAUGUCCAGGAAAAUGCUCUCGAUAAUCCAACCCACGAGAUGGACACGGGCGAACAGACCAAUGUGGACAUGCCACCACCGCCGCCACCCGAUGAAGAUGUCCCGAACGACAUCGAUUUGGUCAUUGACGCCGAGGAAGAGAUCACUGAGCCUUCAGCCUUGAUCGACGUCAAUGUAGUGGAUAAAAACGGAGACGUCGUCGAUGAGGGAGACGGUAACGCCAUCGAGGAUCCGGAUGGUGUGGAGCCGCAUGAAUACUCAUACGUCGAUACGGUUAACGAGCCGGUGAACGAGGAGGCCGGUCCAUUGCCAAGCAAAUCGAUUGAAGAUAAAAGGUACGAGACCAUCAAAUUGCAGACAGAGUAUCUCAGUGAAGAUGAGAUACAACGCAGAAGGGAUAAAUCUCUCAAAAUCUGUCUUGGGAUGUUUGUCGUGGUUCUCAUCGGCCUUGCUGUGGGACUGAUUGCAUUCUUCAUCAGUAAGCAUGCAAACCUUCACAGCGAAAACUGUGGUGCACUGCUAAAACUCCAGAGAAAGUGUUAA